Messenger RNA from Gopherus evgoodei (Goodes thornscrub tortoise), 5867 nucleotides. It is a transcript of the gene HHLA2, whose product is annotated as HERV-H LTR-associating 2. The transcript is spliced from 8 exons. Gene Ontology annotation, cellular component: external side of plasma membrane. Gene Ontology annotation, biological process: immune response; cell surface receptor signaling pathway; T cell costimulation. The record is from RefSeq and is a predicted model, not a curated record. Lineage: Eukaryota; Metazoa; Chordata; Testudines; Testudinidae. The coding region runs from base 1165 to 2214 and encodes 349 amino acids.
GAUGCAGAUGGUGUCCCGCCUGGAGCCGGGGCGGGGGGCCCCUGCCAGCGCCUGAGGCCCCCACGAUGGGGAGCGGGUGGGAGACUAAGCGACCCGCCCACGCUCCGGGGAGCGGGCGGACGCGCUGCCCCCGGGCUUCAGGGCGGAGGGGACUGUGGCUGAGAUAGAGCCCGAGCUGUGGCUGGGCAGGUUGGGGCAGCUCGUUGCCUCGGUGUCUCUGUGGCGCCCCGAGGUAGUUUCCCAGCCCUGAGGGUAAGCUUGAAAGCUUUGCUUCGCUCACCAGCAGACGUGGAUCCAAUCAAAGCUAUUACCUCAGCCUGUCUGUCUGUCUCUCUGGGGUAGCGCAGGUCUUCGGUGUGUGAAAGCUUCUCGCCUGUUUUUUGGGGGAUGGGCAAAAGGGUAAGUCUAGGAAUUUGGGAGAUGGGAUGGUUUCCACUUGCUACUGAGGAUAAACUUGACCUAACCGUGUCUAGUUCCCACGGUCAGUCGCAGCUUGGAAGCACCUGGCUUUUAAAGGAUGAAAUUCACCUGCGGCUCCAUGAAAGACACAAACCCAGCUGCAUACAAGGGUGUAACGUCACUUUGAGCAACCCUCCCGUUUUCCAACUAGCUGCAGUUUCUGCCACAUAAGGAAACCAUCUGUGCUCCUGCCGCCUGGUCCAUGAGGCUGCAGAUCGGGCGCAAAAGUUACUGGGUAUGCUCAAUUCAUGUGCGCAUGCUCAGUGCAGCUAAAGUCUGGAAUCUGGAGCACUAUCUGUUUCUGUCCUUACAAGGGCACUACCAAAUGCCUACUGGGAACAGGUUUUGCCUGUCCCUCAUCUUUCAGCUGCAGUAAAUCUAUUACAUAAUUGUAAGAGCAACACAUCUUUCAGCCCUCAAGUCUUUUGGUGUACUUGAAUAGACUUUUGACCUCCAAGGAAUAUUGCUUACCCCACCCACCUCUUUCUAUAGAGAGGCAUAGUUCAGUUUGGAACAGCUGACUGUGGCAGCACUGUAUCAGAGGGUAGCCGUGUUAGUCUGGAUCUGUAAAAGCAGCAAAGAAUCCUGUGGCACCUUAUAGACUAACAGCACUGAUUUCAUUUACUGAGGUGUUGGAUGGCUGCUUCAUGUGUCUUCAGAGGGUAUUUGCAGUUAGAAAUGAAACUACUGUAAAUCAAAGAAGACAUGAAGGUGCAGAAAAUACUCAUCUUUCUGUUUCAUUUGAAUGCUGUAGUUUCAGGUCCUGAAGAGGUAACCGGGCGAUUAUCCGAAGAUUUUGUCCUUCCUUGCUCUUUUGCACCUGCAAAAGGUGAAGUAAUUUACUGGAAGAAAGGGAACAAAAAUGUGCACAGCUACUACUACGAUAAGGAUCAGCUAGAACGUCAAGACUCUGAGUACAAGGGGAGAACAUUCCUUUUUCAUGAGCAAAUUCCCACUGGAAAUGCAUCCUUGAAACUGAGUAACCUGAGCCUGAGUGAUGCGGGCUCCUACACCUGCUAUGUGGGGACAAAUCAAGAUAAAACAGAAGUGGAAGUCAGGCUUCACGUAACAGUUUCCCGCUCUUAUGCAAUGGAAUAUGAAAAACGAGACACUGAGAGACUGUUGAAAUGUCUUGCCUUUCAUAUUUAUCCUGAGCCAAACAUAUCAUGGGCAUAUAACAGUACAUCUAUGCAAAAUACAAAAAUAGAAGUAACCCAGGAUGGCCAUCUCUAUUCAGUUAGAAGUGAGCAGAACAUUACAAACAAAGUUUCUUCUUACCAGUGUCACGUUCAGUUUCACAACGAAAAUUGGACUGCUGAAUGGAAAAUGGAAGAUCCAUUUUUUAAAAAGGAAGGAGAUACCGUUUCAAUUCCAUGUGAAUUUAUGGCUGAAGGGUCUCCAUAUACUACAGACUUUAUAGUUACUUGGACAAUAAUCAGACACGCAUCUACCUUGGUUCUGGCAUCCUCCGACAACCCAUCACAAACCCCUGAACAGUUUAAAACUCGAUUCUCUUGGGAGAAAAUCAAUGAACAGGACUAUUCAAUAAUCUUAAGGGAUCUUACUCUGGCAGACAGUGGAGAAUACAUGUGCAAUAUUUCAACACCACACUAUACACAACUCACUGUAAGAAUUUUGCACGUUGGGGAAAAAUCCUCACAUUACCACUGGAUAGCUAUAGUGCUGCUGAUCCCCAUCAUUGCCUUGGUGGUAUGGUGUGUUGUGAAGAGACGGCGGCGGACUGAGACAUAUUAGAAAAAUAAAGAGAGCACAGAUAAAAUGGCUGCAUAUGGACAGUUUACAAUGUAAUGAAGAAGGAAAAGAUUUCAUAAUAUAUGAUCAGAAACUUGAGCAAUAUUUUAAUGCAAAUGCUAUGGAAGAUAUAGAUGACUGUUUCCUAACAUUGGUGUGUAAAACCACUUUUGCAGUAUGUAAAAGUUUUCUGCAAGAACCUGACAAGCUGGAAUAUGAGAAUAUAAAAGAAAUUCUAAAGAAGCAUUUUUGUGCCUACCACCAAUUUUUUUAACAGAACCAUAUAAGUUUCAUCUAAGAAACCAGCUAGAAGGAGAAAGCAUCUCCAAUUUUUUGGCAACCCUGAAAAAACUGUCCACUAUUCUGUUUUGGUAAUUUUCUGAAGGAGCUCUCAGAUCAAUUGGAAUUAAGAAAGAGGUUGUUGGAUGUUGUGUAUCACAAAGAACUGCCACUAGAUGAAGACUGCUCUAUUUGAAUCCACACAAAAAGUGCACCAAAAUUUGAAAAUAAAUUGGCCUAAUCAUGUUGGGCUGGCCUCAGCAGUGGAUGAAAGAAACACCACCACCUCUCAUAGGAUCCAAACAGAACAAAGGGAGCCCUGUUUCUGCUGUCUGGGGACACAACACCGGCAGGAGCACUGCACCAGGGUACAGCGAAGGAUUGUCAAAAGGAAGCCAAAAUGUCUACACGUAGGUGCCACCAUCCUAGUUAGGUGGUGACUGUCAGGGUUGGAAGCAGGUCCCCUGGGGGAAAGGAUGCAUGAGCUAUACCAUUUCACAGAACUGUAUGUAGUGGGAAAUGGGACAGACAUAUCAUCCCUUGUAUUAUGAUAAUGUAAGGGUAAAUGACAUGAUAUUGGCAAUAGAAGCAGAUACAGGAGUGACCAUAUCUGUGAUCUCUGGGGGCAGGGAGGAGGGUGUUAAAAAUUUUUUUUCCUGGGUUAAGAUCAAGAGAAAUAAUGUACUUGGACAGCAUUACAAUUAGGGGCAGAUAGCUGUGUUAUGCAGCCUCCCCAUUACUGUAAUUUAUAUAGAUAUCUAUUCACCAUUAGAGUUAAUUGUGAGUGAAGGAAAUCUCCCUUCUCCACUGAUGGGCACAAAUUCGCUAUACAAGUUUAAACUGGAUUGGAGAGCGGUGCACGACAUGCUGGACAGUGAUGGAACUGAAAAAUACAAAGCUGUCGGUGGAUUGGACAGAUGUGGGUUUGGAAAAAGGCAAUAACUGUGAGGCUAGUUGUGUCUGACAAGGCCUAAAUUCCUGAAGGCUAGACCUGUGCCUUAUGCUCCACAAGAGCCCGUGGAAAAGAAAAGUGAAAAACCCACGACAUAAAGCUCCUAGAUUUUUCUGCCUCAGGCAGUGAUGGUACAAAAUUACAGGAGAGGGAUGAAGUUGGGGGGAAAAGUGUGGUAACGAAGAUAUUGGACCUAAUGACACAUUUGAUAGUGAUAAUGAAGAGGUACAUUGAUUAACUGUUACCAGAUAAAAACUCAGUGUGAUUACAGAAGGUGGCCCCUGAAGCAAGAAGAAAUUGUUUGGGUUUUUGUUGGCUGGAGGAGGAAGAAUUGGUGCUGGAAGAUGGUGGCCAAGAAGUGAAGAGUGCCCCUGCUGGGCCUGAGGAAAAAGUUUAGGUAGCCCUUUCUUUCCCUGACAAGUACCGCUGGCCACAACCUGUAGCAAAAUGGCAAACCCAGCUGUAAGGUUAAACUUGUAAUUUGGUUUUUACGGUUGUGUUUAUUAAUUAAGGAAUUUACAGGGGAGGAGUGUGCUGUUUUGAGGAAUAUGUUGGAAUUGCAAACUAUUGCUUUAAGAGCAGGGUGAGGAUGAUUCCCUUGUCCUGCCUUACAGCCUAAUGGGGCUCUGUAGCAAAGCAUUAGAUUGGCUCGGAAUCGCUUUGAAAAGAGCUAGCUUAAAGUAAGGUAGGGAGGGUUGGGCCUCCCUGCUUUAGGGAGCAGCCUGUUUUUCUUCCUCUCCGUGUUUGGGUUUGUGUGUUAUUGUUCAGCAUUCUACAAAACAUGGUUAUGUUGCAACUUUUCAGCAACAGUAGCUAUGUGUUUUAGCUGCUUCUCUGUGCAUACGCUGUGCACCUGUGCACGUAACAGAAAGCAGGCUUGGAUUGCUGAGCAAGAAAACUGUCUGCUGCUGUUUGCUCCUACUAUAUUCAGGGAAACAGGAGGUUGGACCAUACUACUUAGAAUUCAGAAUGAUAGCACAUAAACUGCAAAUCAACACUAGUAUCAAUAACAAUCUGGCUGUGGAAGCACAGCUUGGCUGAGUACACACACUGCCAAAAUUGAAGGGUACAUGCAAAGGUGCCCAGCCGGGGCUUGACCCUCCCUGAGGAGAAGGGGAGCCACACCGGCCUUGCUACACACUGUCCGAAUCUGCCCUUCUUGUCAGGUCUAAGCGACGCUGCCCAGUUGCUUGGGACUCCGGCCUUCUGCUACAGGGCAGAGUAAACAAAAAUUCAGCUCUCAGGGGUCUCAGGCCUUUAGUCCUGGGGCUGAGGGCCUCCUUGCCCAAGGCGCGGGCUGCUCGAGCCCCUUUUAAAGGGACCCAGCUCGAGCCCCGAGUUUAAAGGGGCCCAGCCCUUGGGUCGGGCAGGACACCAAACACACAGUUAUAGAGGCUCAGGCCCUCUUGGCUCAGGGCUGAGCAACCAGUAGUUCAGGCUGCUCAGGUCCUUUGGGGCAGGACCAAGCAGUGGCACAGUUUAAAGGGGCCUAGCCCUUGGGUUGGGCGGGGCACCAGACACAGUUAUACAGGCUCAGGCCCUCUUGUUUUGACUUCAGGACACAAAUACUCAAGGAAACAGACUGUGUGAAACACACUUGCUCAGGAGACAGAAUAGGUGUCUGAGGUUUCAAGUAAAUAGAAACUUAGAACCAAGGAGAAUUCUUUGCAUUCUCUUUUAGGUACGAUGUGUACAGUUGCACUAGGAAAGAAAAACAAGGAAGCACUUUAGUUGCAUUGAACUAUGAGCAACAGAACAAAACAUAAAAAGAUGGUUGAAAAGAGUUAAGCAGCUUGUGAGUGUUUUCAUACUGACUCACUCUGGUAUGCAGAAAAUUUGAACACAGUAGAUGUAUUCAAAAACUGGCACAGUCCUAAGGAAAAAUGUUUGUCCAUGCAGCAAAACAGCAAGAGAAGGCUCAAUGUCAUGGUGCAUUGUAUAUUUGUAAACUAAGCCCCUUAUGGUAAACACUUCUUAAAAAUAGUUGUUAAUUAGUGCUAAUGAAAGGUACUAGGACUGACAGCUUUGAAGACAUCUACAAUUGUACAGUUUGGGUAUGAGAAGCAUUACCAUUAAUUUUAUGAAGACCUACUAAAUAUGCCAUACAUUUAUACCUUACCUAUUACUGGCUUAAACAAAUCCAAAGAAGUGAUGGGGGAGACAAAUUAUCUGACCUGAAAAGGAGUAAAGGCAUCUCCUCAUUCACUGAAAAUCCUUACCUGUAUACUGAAUUAAUAAUACUUUCGAUGGUUUUCCAGGGUGUACAGGUGGGGUCCUUGUCACCAUUCUGUUUUUCAUGCCUGUGACACAGAAAUGGGAAACUAUUGUCUUGAAAUUAAGAUAGCUCAAAUUUUUUAAGUAUCAGAGGGGUAGCCGUGUCAGUCUGGAUCUGUAAAAAGUGACAAAGAGUCCUGUGGCACCUUAU